Molecule: messenger RNA, 134 nt
Organism: Heterotrigona itama
Lineage: Eukaryota; Metazoa; Arthropoda; Insecta; Hymenoptera; Apidae
Source: the annotation of a GenBank genome assembly
GACUUCUAUAGUCUUCACAUGGGAAUCAAUGGUUCUUCCUUGAUCAUGGCAUUUACGAUAACCUCCCCUGGAAUACUGCAACACUGACGACAACGUUCUCUGCAUCUGAUCGUGAGUCGCAUGCACUUUUGUUC